This is a messenger RNA of Coregonus clupeaformis (lake whitefish), 1607 nucleotides long. RefSeq names its product Y-box-binding protein 1. The transcript is spliced from 8 exons. Gene Ontology annotation, cellular component: nucleus. The record is from RefSeq and is a predicted model, not a curated record. Gene Ontology annotation, molecular function: nucleic acid binding. Bases 16 to 1155 code for a protein of 379 amino acids. Lineage: Eukaryota; Metazoa; Chordata; Actinopteri; Salmoniformes; Salmonidae. Gene Ontology annotation, biological process: regulation of gene expression.
AGAGUGGGCGGGAUUAUGGCUGGGGAUAUUCCACUGCAUAGUUUCUCGUUCCUCCCAGUUCGAUCGGCAACGGGAGAGAGGAAAGUUGAGAGCCCGAAGGCAGCAGCCCCCACCACCGCCGGCCCAGGUUACCAUCUAGCACCGGGAAAUACACUAGAGAGCCACCGCCGGCAUUACCAACCAGAAACCAUGAGCAGCGAGGCCGAGACACAACAACCGCCGGAGCCUGCUGUGGAUGCGGAGCGCCCAUCCAGCCCGCCAGCUACAGCUUCCGCGGGGGAUAAGAAGGUCAUCGCAACUAAGGUCUUGGGUACAGUCAAGUGGUUCAACGUCAGAAAUGGCUACGGUUUCAUCAACAGGAAUGACACAAAAGAAGAUGUCUUUGUCCACCAGACUGCCAUAAAGAAAAACAACCCAAAGAAAUACCUACGCAGUGUUGGAGAUGGAGAAACUGUGGAGUUUGAUGUGGUUGAGGGGGAGAAGGGAGCAGAAGCAGCUAAUGUGACCGGUCCAGCGGGUGUCCCAGUCCAGGGGAGCAAGUAUGCAGCUGACCGGAACCGCUACAGGCGGUACCCCCGCAGGAGGGGCCCGGCCCGUGACGGCGAAUACCCAGACAACUACCAGAGUGACGGCGAGGGUGAAGGAGAGCGCCCCCCCCGCAAGAGCCGCGAGUGUGCUGAGAGUGCCCCAGAGGGAGAGAUGCAGCCCCAGCAGCGCAGGCCCCCCUUCCCCGGGAGACGGCGCUACCCCCCAUACUUUGUACGUAGACGCUACGGCCGUCGGCCCCCGUACACCAACGCACCUCGCGGAGAGAUGACUGAGGGUGGCGAAGGUGACGAGAACCAGGGAGGUCCAGACCAGGGCAACAAACCAAUGAGACAGAACUACUACAGAGGCUUCCGACCAAGCAGGGGUGGCGGUCCACCCCGUCCCAGACCGGUGCGGGACGGCGAUGGGGAAAACAAGGAGAACCAGGAUGGUGACGGUGAGAACCAGGAGCCCCGCCAGCGCCGCUACCGCCGAAACUUCAACUACCGCCGCAGACGCCCCCAGACUGGCGGCAAGCCCCAGGAUGGCAAGGAGGCCAAGACCGACGGCGAACCAUCUACAGAGAAAACGCCCGCUCCCGCGGCUGAGCAGGGCGGGGCUGAGUAGAAACUACCGGCAUACCAUCUCUACCAUCGUCCGGUAAUGUCAUCAAGAAGAAACAAAGAUCUGAGCAAUAAGAAACAGAUUUGACUUGACGAUCGUCUUAAGCUUGCACCAUGCAUUUGACCAGAUGACCACCGAUUGCCUGCAGAAUCUAUGCAGACCUGUUUUGUUCCAUUAUUUUUACGUGACAGCUAUAAAAAAAAAAAAGUUUUGGAGAAACAGCAGACGUUUUUCUAAAUCGGUCCUAAGUUUUUACACCAAAUGGUUUUUAAAAUAAGUAAUUUGAUAUCUGGUCAGUUUGACAUUUUUAGAUAACUUUUUAUGUAUUCAAACAUGAAUUUUAACAAAACGCAAGCUCAAAUAAAAGUCAAAGGAGAACUGUCGCCUCAACUGUUUGUUUUGCCUGAAUAAAUGGGACCGCCAUGGUAUUGACAUAACAUGGCGGCUGUAUUACA